AUGGCGCCGCAGUCUUCGUCGUCUGCGCCCACCGGCGCGGGCCAACACGACUGCUCGCACAGAGUGGGUCCGUCGCAGCAAAACCGGCAGGACUCUAUGUCAAUUUAUACGAAUUUCAACCAGCAGCGGCUGUCCACGGACAACUCCAUCUCGAGCUUUCUGAACAUCGACAGCCACGGGGAGCGCGGGGGUGGGGGCUCUGGCGGAACGGGGGGCGGUGGGGGGCCGGCGUCUGCAGGGGGCGGAGGGAGCUCCACGGCUGGGGAAAUGGCCUACGGCAGAGGGUAUUCGAUUGUGAACUCGUGGCCGACAGCCAGCCAGGGUGAGCCAGGGCGGGGCAGUAACGGAGGAUCCGCGUUCACGACGGCACGGCGGACCUCGGAGCAACUGGAGCCGUUUGCAAUGCCCCGGUUCAAGACGCCGAGCUACUCGCAGGGGCGGUCCGCGAGCGGCGGGAUGGGCGCCAUCCAGUUGGUGAGCGGCGGCGGGGGUGGCCGCAAUGACUCGUUGCCGUCGUCGAAGCGGAACUCCAUUUUUUUUGGGUCCGCCGAGUCGACGGACCUUGAUUUCUUCAAUCAAGCUGCGGGCUCCGCGCAUGGUGCGUCGGGGACCGGCGGCUCUGCGGGUGCCGCCAAUGGCAGCAAGAUGGGGCCGCCGGUUUUGAAGCCCGGUCCUGUUCCGUCGCAGCCGACUCACCAUCAGAGCGAGGACAUAGAUGUGUUCUUUAACCCGUCCCUUUCGCGGAAGAAUUCGAUCAAGUUUAAUGCUGACGACUUUGCGGACUUCCAGUUCAAGCGGCGCGAUUCAUCCGUCCGUGCGACCUUAGACAACAGCAACUACGCACCGGGCCCGCCCCCUCCCAACGCGAACCCGAAACGCACAGACCAGUCACUAAGCCCGAUAGGUAAGGAAGCUGAUGAGAUGGGUAUUGACCCAGAGGUUGCUGUCGCCGAUGCCUCUGGUGUCGACGACGUGGAAGAGACGCUUAAGCGCCAUCUGUCUCCUCUGAUGACUGGUGGAAGCUCCAAUCAUCGCUCAGUGCCCGCCGCCUCGGCCACUACUGGCGUGGCGGUGAACAAACAUCCUAUUACCAACGAUAGGCGACACGAAGUAAACGACGAGCCGAAAUUAAAGCGACAGCGGACGAAGAAGUCGGUAACCUCUAUGUCCCCUGUGAGCUCUUCUGUCUCUGCCGAUCAUCAUAUAGCCGCAAAACUAAAAGAGGCAUUGAGCGAUGAUGCUGAAACUGCAACGAUAGAGGACGCGCGGCCGCUUUUAGGCGCGACAAAGGUCGAUCAGCUAAUGCUGGUUAUCCAAGCAAGAAAGAAAGGAGUAACAGACAAGGUUCCUAGGAAUCCAGAUGGAUCUCUGAUGUUGGAAGACGCGCCAUCGAUUAUCCCGCCGCCGUCGCAGCUGGUCGGUGGUGUCGAAAAACCCAAAUCACGUGGCGUAAAACAGCAUAAAUGCCCCUACUGUCACAAGUGUUUUACGCAGUCGACUCAUCUUGAGGUUCAUGUGCGGUCCCACAUAGGCUACAAACCAUUCCAGUGCGAAUAUUGCGGGAAACGCUUCACGCAGGGUGGUAACCUCCGUACACAUGUACGUUUACACACAGGUGAGAGGCCGUACGAAUGCGAUAAAUGCGGGAAACGCUUCUCUCGGAAGGGCAACUUGGCCGCACAUAUGCUAACCCACGAGAACUACAAACCAUUUCAGUGCAAGUUAGAUGACUGUAAUAAGUCCUUCACCCAGUUGGGAAACAUGAAGGCCCACCAGAAUAGAUUCCAUUUGCAGACAUUAAACCGACUCACUCAGAAGCUUGCAGAAAUGGAUCCUUCCGAGGACAUGCCAACAAAAGAACGGGAGCUGUUAGAGUAUUUUGCCUCGCUCUAUAAAAACAGCAACCGAGGAAUAAAGGGUAGGGGAAAGGGCAACACACGGAUAGUGCCAUCCAUUGAUACAGACGAAGAUUCAAAAAACACUGGCGUACAAUCUCACAGUCGCGUUCAGCAGCAGCCGCCGCCCUUCCAGGAAUCCCAGGCAGGCGCUGUGCCUGCGGUCACACAUAUGCCGGACCCCACGAUCGUCGCCGCAAGGGCGCUGGGGUCGCUGAAACCUAUCGCCAAAAAGAAGUCGUUGUCGGACCUCAACUAUAGUCUCGAGAUGGACGACCCGAAGGACCCAGAAACGAACGAGUUCUCUUUUCACGAGCCUGCAUUUGGAACCCGCAGAAACGAUGCACCCACCCCGGCCACUGAAAACCCAUCCGGCACAGAGGUACAGUUCAAGAACGUAUUCUCAAGCAGCUAG
Messenger RNA from Eremothecium gossypii ATCC 10895, 2310 nucleotides. RefSeq names its product Azf1p (gene AZF1). Gene Ontology annotation, cellular component: nucleus. Gene Ontology annotation, biological process: regulation of transcription by RNA polymerase II. Gene Ontology annotation, molecular function: RNA polymerase II cis-regulatory region sequence-specific DNA binding; DNA-binding transcription factor activity, RNA polymerase II-specific. The transcript has a single exon. The coding region runs from base 1 to 2310 and encodes 769 amino acids. Lineage: Eukaryota; Fungi; Ascomycota; Saccharomycetes; Saccharomycetales; Saccharomycetaceae. The record is from RefSeq and is marked provisional.